This is a messenger RNA of Indicator indicator, 591 nucleotides long. It is a transcript of the gene IL22, whose product is annotated as interleukin 22. The coding region runs from base 1 to 591 and encodes 196 amino acids. NCBI's taxonomy places the organism in Eukaryota, Metazoa, Chordata, Aves, Piciformes, Indicatoridae. The record is from RefSeq and is a predicted model, not a curated record. The transcript is spliced from 5 exons. Gene Ontology annotation, cellular component: extracellular region.
AUGGCCUUCCUGCAGACCUUGACCAAGAGCUUCUCAAGAUGGGUCUUCUUCUGCUGCUGUUGCUGUCUUCCUCUUCUUCUCACCAGCCCUCUGCCUCCAAAAGGGGCAGGGGUGGCUUCGACUGCUCACCAUGCCUGCAGGCUCAGGAAGCUCAACUUCCAGCCCUACAUCAGGAAUCACACCUACACCCUGGCUAAAAUGGCCAGAGUCUCAGACCAGGACACAGACAACAGGCUCAUUGGCCAGCAGCUCUAUGUUAACAUCAAGGAAAACAACCACUGCUACAUGAUGAAGAGGACUGUGGAGGUUAUAGUGAAAGAUGUCCUCCUUACUGAGGCCAAGGACCAGUACCUGUAUGCUAAGGAGGUGGCAGAGUUCUUGGCAUCCCUCACCCAGCAGCUGAGACAUUGUCACUCAGCAGGACAGAGAGAGCACAUUGAAAAGAAUCUGGAAGAAAUGAAGAGAAAAAUGGAAGAGCUGGGAGAGAAUGGGAAGACCAAAGCCAUUGGAGAACUGGAUUUACUAUUUGACUACAUAGAAAAUGCUUGCACUGAUGCCCCAAAGAAAGGAGGGAACAAGAAGAAAAACUAA